AAUUACCCUAUCCCCGCUUAUCCCACCGACAACAAGGUGUGAGAUGUAUGAUCCUUCCCCCAGCUACUAUCUGCCAACAAAUGACUAUGAAGAUUUUAUGGCAAAGCUAUUCAAUGAGAAUGAGUUUUUUCAACUGAGAGAGAACAUUUUCAAAUACCCUUUACAACCAUAUGAGCCAGUUCCCUUAGAUGAUAUUCCAUUGGAAGUGGUUAAAUCAGUGGAGGGACUAUCUGGUUUUGGUGCUAGUGCAAGUGUUGGUGUUGGUGAUACUGCAAGUGCAAGUGUUGGUGUUGGUGAUACUGCAAGGGCAAGUGUUGGUGUUGAUGAUACUGCAAGUGCAAGUGUUGGUGUUGGUGAUACUGCAAGUGCAUGUGUUGGUGCUAGUGUAGGUUAUAAUGCUAGUGCUGGUGGCAUUGCUUUUGCUAAUUUUAAUGCUGACAUUGAUUCUAGUGUUGUUUUUGGUGCUAAUGCUAGUUCUAGCACAACACUUACAGUAGCAACUAUUGAUCCACAAGUUGCUGGUCCUUCAUCAUUUGGUAAUCAUUCCAUGUUUAACAAUACAAUGCACAACCCACUCACUCAAUUUGAAUCGUGUUCAUCACCAAGCAGCUUCUCAGGGCUUACUCAUCAUGCUAGUAGUAGCAGCAGCAGUCACCAACAACUUCAAAGGUACCUUCCGAACCAAAUGAAUGGGAUCAAUGCACAAGGUAUACCUGCAAUGACGCCUCAACAUAUCAGUAGCAACAGUAAUAAUCAGGGACUUUUUUGGCUUCGCCCACCACCUCUCGUGGAUUUUCCAUACUUCGUACCUGCGUGGGAGGGAAGUUUGGUUGGAAGAAUUCACUCGUACCGCCAAUUCCUUAGUCAAGCAAGGGUCGUGAGGAAACCAACAUCACCUGUCACGCUUACCGAUCAGUGGUGCUGUAGGCUAGAUAUCGCCCUCUUCAUACCCUUAUCCACGGUCAACUAUACAAUGAAGUUUUGUGGUGGACCCAUUGAUUAUGUGUUCUUUCACAUAAUUAAAUUCAACAAUCUGGACUUAUAUGAUUAUAUGAUGAGUACAAAUUUGUGUGCAAAGAUUGUACUUCCUUCACAAAUUGUAAUAUUGUCUACAACCAACAGCAAAUAUCACUUCUUAGGGGCAAUUUUUUCAGGGGAUACGGUGUUUAUUCAACCUGUCUAAGUUAUGAAAUAAAGGUUCAAAGAGUUGUUGUGAGCCGAAAGAGCAUGAAAUCAGAGGAAAGAGACCAAUCAUGAGAUCUUCAUGUAACAACCCUAUCAAAAAAUUGAUACUUGUCACAUAGAGUUGCAUGCUGUACUUGAUGGAAAUCGUCGUUGGUGAGAACAUUGCAGGAUAAAAUAGAGUGAGGGUGUUGAGGAGAAGAAUGAAAUAAAGCAAAGGAAGAAAAGAGUUGCCACCUAGGGUUGUAGCAAGACGAGCUAGAGAUAGCAAUUUUUGCACAAGCAGCCAACUAAACGGCUUGUGGCUCUGAAAAGUUCUGUAAUUAUAAAUGUUUGUUUUGACAUUUU
Messenger RNA from Glycine soja, 1530 nucleotides. RefSeq lists its product as uncharacterized. Gene Ontology annotation, cellular component: transcription regulator complex; mediator complex. Gene Ontology annotation, biological process: positive regulation of transcription by RNA polymerase II. The transcript is spliced from 7 exons. Bases 44 to 1183 code for a protein of 379 amino acids. NCBI's taxonomy places the organism in Eukaryota, Viridiplantae, Streptophyta, Magnoliopsida, Fabales, Fabaceae. The record is from RefSeq and is a predicted model, not a curated record.